This is a messenger RNA of Gaeumannomyces tritici R3-111a-1, 2629 nucleotides long. RefSeq lists its product as hypothetical. The record is from RefSeq and is a predicted model, not a curated record. Lineage: Eukaryota; Fungi; Ascomycota; Sordariomycetes; Magnaporthales; Magnaporthaceae. The transcript has 2 exons. Gene Ontology annotation, biological process: regulation of transcription by RNA polymerase II. Gene Ontology annotation, molecular function: RNA polymerase II cis-regulatory region sequence-specific DNA binding; DNA-binding transcription factor activity, RNA polymerase II-specific. The coding region runs from base 232 to 2070 and encodes 612 amino acids.
CCAACCUUCUUCUCUCACACGCCCGCGAUUGAUUCCCAAGCCUUCUGCCCAACCCAAGCAUAUUGCUUUGUUGUUUAUGCCAGCUCCCGAUCGUCUGCUUUCCACGAACCGAUCAAAACGACCGUAACUGCCGCCGCUCCUCGAGCACGACGACAAGGAACAGCCGCCACCCUCGUCCUUCGCAUCUGCCCGUCGCCCACCCCCCUUUUUGCCAGCAGUCCAUCUGGCUUGAUGAACAGUAUCAAGCGAGAACAAGAGUUCGGCAGCGUUAGCAUGUCGAAGGGGCCCUCAAAUACCAGCCCGGCCACGUCGCAGGCGGGCACCAUGGAUCCGCUCGUCGACUCCCUCAUCGACUUCGGCGAGUACGACAGCAGCAACAUGUCAUACCAAUCACCCUCGCUGUCGCCGGCAGCGACCUCCAAGGCCUCCUUCACGAGGCCCACGCCCUCGGCCACCACGCCCAUCUCCCUCCUGACGACGACGCAACCCCUCUCUGGGCCCAGCCACGACUACGACAUGUACAAGCAACAGACGGGCAUCGUUCCUGGCGCUCUGGCAACGACACUGGCGGUCAACCAGAACAACACCCAGAUCACGGGCUACUCCUCGUUCAACAUCGAGGAGUACCUUGGCAUGAGCAACCCCGACUUCGACUUCAACACCAGCCCAUCACAGCAAACAGUCGACAUGGAUAUGGAGUUCGAUUCGCCUGCAGACAACAGCUUCUUCUUUGGCUCGACCGUCAACCCCAGCAUCAUCGGCGGCCAGGACUCGCAGGGCCUCCCUUCGCCGUCACCCCUCUCGUCCUCUGCUAGCGGCCCAACCAGGGUAUGGCCCGGCAUGCACCAGCAGCAGGCCGCCCUCGCCAAGGCCCAGGCUCAGCAGAAGAUUCAACAGCAGAUCAUCCAGCAGAGGCAGCAGCCACCGCCUCAGCCGGCUAAGCACCAGCGUUCCAAGUCCAACCAGCCGUCCGACCCCAUCGUGGAGCAGAAGAUUACGCAGCUGCUGAACUCGAUGCGAGCCAAGCCCUCGAAUGGCGAUUCCCAGAGCCAGAGCCCUGUCUUGCACCCUCCUCGAUCCAAGAAGGACGAAGAGGACAUGGACGAGGAUGAGAGGCUGCUUGCCAGUGAAGAGGGCAAGAAGCUCACCAGCAAGGAGCGCCGCCAGCUGAGGAACAAGGUCUCGGCCCGCGCUUUCCGCUCAAGGAGAAAGGAAUACAUCACGCAACUCGAAAGCGAGAUUGCCGGCAAGGUCACCGAGAACGGCGACUUGCGGGCGCACAACCGUGCUCUCCAGGACGAGAACAAGAGGCUCCAGGAUCUCACCCGCAUGCUUCUUUCGUCGCCUUCGUUUUCGGAUUUCCUCGACCGGCUUAGCUCCAACCCUAGUCAACUCCCUCAGCCAUCGCAGUCCGCCCCCCAGGCCGAGCAGCAAAGGCCAGAGUCGCGCCAGAUGCCCAAGGACGUCAACCCGUAUGCGACUCAGCAGCACCGCCAGCAGAUCGGUAUGGCCAUGAUCCCUGAGCAGACCAUGGACUUCUCAGGUCUGGCACUGGACACGGACAUCGCCGGUUUCAACUUCCAACCUCAGGUUUACGCCGUCAUGGAAACUCCCGAAAUUGUCCUGCCUUCGAUCGAGCCCUCUGUCCUCUCUGGAAAGUCAUCCAACUUCAUCGGCGAGACCUUCAAGGCCGAUGACGAGAAGAUUAGCACUCCCCUUAUCACUUGCCCUGAAGUUUUCGAAGAGGAGAAGCUUGAUGCUCCGGCUACUCCCGUGACUCCGGUGCUCUCGGAUCCCGACUUCGAGAAUGACCCUGCCUUUGCUCUCUACAACGACUCCCCGAUCAUCACCGUGUCCUCGACCGAGCCCCUCGAGGUCGACCUUGAUGGUCUCGCCGACGUGGACAUCUUCGGAGGCAUCGAGACGGAGAAGGCAUUGGCCCGCUACGAGCUAGUGGAUGCCGCCGACGAGGAGGCCCAGGCUGCUGUUGCUAUCUUCAGGCUCGAGCGCAUGACGGCGAGGCUAGACUCGAUGAUGGAGCAGCUGGCAUCACUGAGUUUCAACUCAUGAUCCUAAACUUUCUUUUCGCAUUUCUGCUUCCUAUUUCUUGUCUAUAAUAUUACAAGCAUGUGUUCCUUCUUGAGGCCCUCUGUCCUACAAUAACCGGCGUAUUUGGAAGACCUGAGAGACUGACUCGGCACGAAGUUUAUUGGGCCAGACCGGGACAUUCUCCUGUCGCCCCCUGCUUGCUCAGCACCUUUUUCCCUCCUGUUUUCCUACUGUUCUCCUACUUUUCACGAUUUAUGAGGCCCGGUACAAUAUUUAGUUUCUUUUCAUCGCCCAUCUCGUCCUGUGCAUUCUUUUUUCACACACUACUUCCCAGGGCCUCACCGAUUACAAUCCAUGCACAUCCUAUCCUUACAUCUUGUUUUCAAGGGUCUACGCAUCUCAUUCUCGCCGAAAAGGCUGUUGGUAUGGGCUUCUCAUUAUGAUUACCAUGUUUUUUGACUGGCGUUGUAUUUGUGCGUAGAUAGGCACUGAAUGUAGUUAACCGGCCAUCUCAUCGGCAAUUUUGACUAAUAAAGUGGAAUCACAAGACAACGGGAGCAAAACCAUGUCCAUGUCUAGA